Molecule: messenger RNA, 2369 nt
Organism: Pangasianodon hypophthalmus (striped catfish)
Lineage: Eukaryota; Metazoa; Chordata; Actinopteri; Siluriformes; Pangasiidae
Gene: cep70
Product: centrosomal protein 70
Exons: 17
Coding region: 475-2292 (605 amino acids)
Biological process (GO): regulation of microtubule cytoskeleton organization; cilium assembly
Cellular component (GO): centrosome
Molecular function (GO): gamma-tubulin binding
Source: RefSeq, a predicted model, not a curated record
CAGUCAACACGCACAUAUAAAGUCUCGCGAGAGUUUUGUAGUGGGCGUGGCGUAUCCAUAUACACCUAUUCGGUAUUGGUCGAUAACCAGGAAGUGAGCGCUUACGUCAUUUUUCGCAGUUAUUUGAAACGGCAGAAAGCUCUCGUUGUGUGUACAAGUUAGGAACAACAACAAAACGAAACAAAAAUUAAUACAAAAAAAUAAAUAAAUAACAAGAAGUAAUGAUUCUUGUUAAGUAAUGACAGUUUAAGGUAUGAUAAUUCUCAGUUUAUUAGCUUUCGUUAAGCAAAAAUAACGCAAAACAACGGCUGUUGGUGUUAGCUAUCUUAGCUUAGCUUAGCACGUCGUAGUAAACAGUUGUAAGAUUAGCAUAAAUCGCUGUUUUUUCUGUGUUUUCCACAUUUUUUAAAACAACCUUGCGUGUAAGUGGAUAAAACCUGCCAAAAAUCUCUUCACUCGGAAGAAAGGGACGAGAUGGAGAAGCAGGAGCAGAUGGAGUGGGACGCAGUGAACCGCCUGCUGCAGCACCACGGCUUUAAACCCGUCCGCUUCGCAGAUCCCACUGAGAACAAGAACCUGGCAGACCUGGUGCUGUUGGAGAAGACGUCCUCGUCCGAGCUGCGCGUCAUGCUGAAGACGAUGCUGACGGACUCGGAGCGGAGACAAGCGCUGAUCCAGGAGCUCAUCCAAUCCAACAGCAAGUUAAAGCAGGAAGUGGAGCAGCAGCAGGCCCGGGCGUUGCGUCAGUCUCACAGAGCAGAGGAGCUGGAGGGCGUGCUGGCGGGGGUAAAGGUCAAAGUUCAGGGUCUGGAGGACUCCAUUAUCAAUAAAGCAGCGCAGCAGCAGGGGCAACUACAGCAGCUGCAGCAGGACAGGAGAGACGCCGAGAUGCGCUGUCAGACUCUGCAGCAGCAGCUCGGUGAGCAGGUGUCUCAGGUGUGUGAGCUGCAGAAGAAACUCCACCUCGCCGCGAAAGAGGAGGAAAGACGCGCGUCUCGCCAGAAACAAGCUUUCCAGCAGCUCCUCAGUCGCUCAGCUCGACUACACUCACCUAGUGAUCAGCUGAUCCUGGACGUUAUCAGUGUUUAUGAAUCUCAGCUGCAGCAGCUGCAGGAUAAACUGAAGAAGUGUCGCAGAUGCAGCGUGUGUAAGAACGACUCGUCUGACUCUCAGAACACCGACACGUCAGAGCUCACCUCAUCCAGCUACACAACCCUGCUCAAGUCGUAUCAGGAGCAGUUGAAGAAGACUAAAGCGCAGCGUGAAGAUCUGCAGUCGGAGAUUCAGCGCCUCAGGCAGGACCUGGACUCCAGGCCGAGUGUGAAGGAGCUGAAGUGGUGUAGGCAGCAGCUGAGGAGGAUGGAGCGUCUCGUCCAACACACCAGCUUCAGGUCUGUGCAGACGGAGACGCCUGAAGAUCCUCCGAGCUCCAGCACUGACACACAACCGCGCGUCCCCGAGAGCCAGAGAUACAUCACGGAGAUCUGCUCGGAGCUGAAGCUGCAGGACGUCAGUCACGUCGUGGCUGCUGUUAAAGCGCGCUGCAGAGAGGCCGACUCGGCGCUCCGACUCGAGAAGAUCCUUUGUGACAUCACGGCUAUCCUGACCAAUCCGAGAGCUCCUCUGGCGUUGCUGAGGCGACCUGACGCCGCCACAGGCUCGGAGCUGGAGCACAUUGUCCCUACGCUGGAGAUGUGGAGCCAGCAGCUGAGCGCUCUGCCCGAUCUGCAGCGCUCCGUGAGCAGGCUGGCGAAGAGGCUGUUGCCGUGGCAACCGGAGGACGGAGCGUGUCCUCAGUCCGAGUGCGUGAAGGUGGAGGACGUGAUGCUCGUGGUGGACACGCUGCUGGACGAGACCGCUCCGGACGACAAGGUGUUGCGCAGUCCCACUAAGCCGACCCUGCAGGCGAUGGUGUCUCACUUCCAGAAGCUGUUUGACGUUCCGGGUCUGCGCGGCGUUUACCCGAGGAUGAACGAGGUUUACACUCGACUGGCGGAGAUGAACAACGCCAUGAGGAACCUCCGAGACAUCCUGGACAUGGAUGACAGAGCGCCCCCUAGUGACGUGGUGAACACAGUGGCCAGAAUCACAACUCGAGGAGGUUCUUAUCAAAACCCACACGAGCUGCUCGGAACCAGUGACAUAGACAGCAUUAUAGUGAAGCUGAAGGAACAUGAGGAAUUCUUUCCUGCGUUUCACUCGCUGGUCCUCGAGCUGCUGAACACUCUCGGUGCUGAGAGUCUGGACGACAUUUUACCUCGAGUCAGGACACUGAAAUCGAUGACAGAGUGACACUUUAACACACUUUCGGCUUUUCUACUCGCCGCACACGAUCAUGCUGUGAAAAAUGAUUAGAGACUGUCACUAGA